CAUUUCCCAGCGUGCUCUGCGGCCUCUCCGCCCUUCCUGGCGCGGCGCGCCGCCGAAGGGCGCGCUGGGAAAUGCAGUCCGCUGGGAGCGGGCGCUCGGCCUGCCCGCGGUGCAGCCCGGGCCCCGUCAGCCUCAGCGGCCGGAACGGAACCCGAGGCCGCCGAGGAACGGUGCGAAGAACCGGGGGGCCGCUCAGGCCGAGUGCUGGCAGCGAGGCCCGGCUCGGAAGAGGCUCCUGAGGGGGCGGCAGCGCGUAGGCCGCGCUCGGGGCCUGCUCCUGACGAGGUCGGCAGCGCGUAGGCCGCACUUGCGGCCUACUCUGGGCCUACGGCUGGGCCCGGCGCGCGGUCGCUGUGAACCCGGGCCGAACUCGGCCCGCAGUUGCUGAGUCCCGGAGCCGCUCCCGGCAGCACACCGGGCCCACAGCAUCCUCCGGGCCGGAGGGAUUGGAGCAGAGCCGGGCAGGCCCAGCUGGGCGCGGGUUGUGCUCCGUCAGCCGCCCCCCGGGGCUCCGUGAAGGCCUCGGCGCUGAGCUCGCAGGCCUCGGGGCGCCCCUUUUGCCGGCGUUGAGCAACGGCUGUUGCUCCAUGGGUUCUCCUGGCCCGGGCUUUAGGGCUGCAGGUGAUGAAUUGCUGUGUUGUUGAUUGCUUCAGCUGCUCAGCCCUUGGCUCUGCCCGCGUUUACGCACCUCCCAUCUGGGCCAGGGCGUCCCCUGGCACCCAAAACUCUCUCUCUCUGCUUUCUGUUAAGCCCGGGGUUAUAAUUAGCCCCGUUUAUAAUUAGCCCAGCACCGGGUCGGGAUGUUCUCUGCCUGCUGCCCCGUAGGCUGCUGUCUGGCAGCGCUCCUGUGGCUGUAAAUAAAAGCACGACCGCGUCUGUCUUCUAUUUGUAGGAGGGAGACAGGGGUUCUUUGGAUAUGUGUAGAGCUGAUGGACACACCGCCUUGCUGCCGCUGCUGCACAGGGAAUCGCUUUGAGCCGAGCACGGAGACAAUGAAGCUGUUGGAAAACUCAAGUUUCGAAGCAAUAAACUCCCAACUGACAGUGGAGACGGGGGAUGCCCACAUCAUUGGGAGGAUUGAGAGCUACUCCUGCAAGAUGGCCGGCGACGACAAGCACAUGUUCAAGCAGUUCUGCCAGGAGGGCCAACCCCACGUCCUGGAGGCCCUGUCACCCCCUCAGACCACGGGGAUCAGCCCCAGCAGGCUCAGCAAGAGUCAGAGUGGUGACGAGGAGGGGCCACUGAGCGACAAGUGCAGCCGCAAGACGCUCUUCUACCUGAUAGCGACGCUCAAUGAGUCCUUCCGGCCCGACUACGACUUCAGCGCUGCCAAGAGCCACGAGUUCAGCCGGGAGCCCAGCCUCAACUGGGUGAUCAAUGCAGUCAACUGCAGCCUCUUCUCUGCGGUCCGCGAGGAUUUCAAUGCCCUGAAGCCACACCUGUGGGACGCUGUGGACGAGGAGAUCUGCCUUUCUGAGUGCGACAUCUACAGCUACAACCCAGACCUGGAUUCAGACCCCUUUGGAGAGGACGGCAGCCUCUGGUCCUUCAACUACUUCUUCUACAACAAGAGGCUGAAGAGGAUCGUCUUCUUCACCUGCCGCUCCAUCAGCGGCUACGCGUACACCCGGCCGGAGGCAAACAACGAGCUGGACAUGGACCUCGGGGAGGAGGACACAGAGGAGAGCAGAGACCCCCACGACCCCGAGAGCGGCAGCAUCGAGGAGGACAGGUUGCAGGUGAUCUGCAUGUGAUCCCGGAGCUGCUCCUGCUGGAUGUACACACGUAAACACACACACACACACACACACACACACACACACACUGGAGUGCCCCCAGCACCUCGGAGCGCAGCGAACUGAGAAUGGCCGCCAUUGCCCCCCCACAUCCCCUCUCCAUCCCCACUGAUGGAUCCCCGCUCCACCCCCACUGGGGGGCUGUGAUGGAUCCCCUUUCCAUCCCCUUUUGGGGGGGGGGGGCUGUGAUGGGUCCCCUUUCCAUCCCCUUUUGGGGGGGGGGGCUGUGAUGGGUCCCCUUUCCAUCCCCUUUUGGGGGGGGGGGGCUGUGAUGGAUCCCUUCUCCACCCCCACUGAUGGGGCUGUGAUGGAUCCCUUCUCCAUCCCCACUGAUGGAUCCCCCCUCCAUCCCUUUUGGGGGGUUGUGAUGGAUCCCCUCUCCAUCCCCACUGUUGGAUCCCCUCUCCACCCCCUUUGGGGGGCUGUGAUGGAUCCCCUCUCCACCCCAUUGUGGGGGCUGUGAUGGAUCCCCUCUCCCACCCCCUUUUGGGGGGCUGUGAUGGAUCCCCUCUCCACCCCAUUGAUGGGGCCGUGAUGGAUCCCCUCUCCACCCCAUUGGUGGGGCUGUGAUGGAUCCCCUUUCCACCCCAUUGUGGGGGCUGUGAUGGAUCCCCUCUCCACCCCAUUGGUGAGGCCGUGAUGGAUCCCCUCUCCACCCCCUUUGGUGAGGCCGUGAUGGAUCCCCUCUCCACCCCAUUGAUGGGGUUGUAAUGGAUCCCCUCUCCACCCCACUGGGGGGGCCGUGAUGGAUCCCCUCUCCACCCCAUUGGGGGGGCAGUGAUGGAUCCCUUCUCCAUCCCCAUUGGUGAGGCCAUGAUGGAUCCCCUCUCCACCCCAUUGGUGGGGUUGUGAUGGAUCUCCUCUCCACCCCGUUUGGGGGGGCUGUGAUGGAUCCCCUCUCCACCCCACUGGGGGGGCUGUGAUGGAUCCCCUCUCCACCCCUUUGGGGGGGCCGUGAUGGAUCCCCUCUCCACCCCCUUUGGUGAGGCCGUGAUGGAUCCCCUCUCCACCCCAUUGAUGGGGUUGUAAUGGAUCCCCUCUCCACCCCACUGGGGGGGCCGUGAUGGAUCCCCUCUCCACCCCAUUGGGGGGGCAGUGAUGGAUCCCUUCUCCAUCCCCAUUGGUGAGGCCGUGAUGGAUCCCCUCUCCACCCCAUUGGGGGGGCUGUGAUGGAUCCCCUCUCCACCCCAUUGGUGAGGCCGUGAUGGAUCCCCUCUCCACCCCAUUGAUGGGGCUGUGAUGGAUCCCCUCUGCACCCCCAUUGGUGAGGCCGUGAUGGAUCCCCUCUCCACCCCAUUGGUGAGGCUGUGAUGGAUCCCCUCUCCACCCCCUUUGGGGGGGCUGUGAUGGAUCCCCUCUCCACCCCAUUGGUGAGGCCGUGAUGGAUCCCCUCUCCACCCCAUUGGUGAGGCCGUGAUGGAUCCCCUCUCCACCCCAUUGAUGGGGUUGUGAUGGAUCCCCUCUCCACCCCAUUGAUGGGGCUGUGAUGGAUCCCCUCUCCACCCCCAUUGGUGAGGCCGUGAUGGAUCCCCUCUCCACCCCAUUGGGGGGGCAGUGAUGGAUCCCUUCUCCAUCCCCAUUGGUGAGGCCAUGAUGGAUCCCCUCUCCACCCCAUUGGUGAGGCCGUGAUGGAUCCCCUCUCCACCCCAUUGGGGGGGCUGUGAUGGAUCCCCUCUCCCACCCCGUUUGGGGGGGCUGUGAUGGACGGCCGUGCCAUGCCGAGCUCCGAGAAGCUUUGCUGCACUUUAUUGCUGAUCUCAUUGGCUGCACUGACCUGCAAACUCCUCGUGGCUCCAGGCUGGGCUGGACUUCCCUCAAGCACUUUUCCUCCAUCCAUCCAUCCAUGCAUCCAUCCAUCCGUCCAUCUGUCCGUCCGUCCAUCCCCAGCAGCAGCAGUGGGGCUGGGGGCUGCCCGACCCCCUCCCCACCCCCACCCCCCCCAAGAACUCCGUGCUGUGUUCCUUUCCCAAGGAAGAGUCCAUUCGUUUCAAAGAGGUUUGCUUUGCUCUUUACCCUCCCGUCGCCGUUCUCUCCUCCCUUUUGGGUUCAUCUGCUGGUUUUUCAGUCCUCGCCAGGAGGGUUUUGGGGGUCUUUUGGGGGGGGGGGUGGGGGGUGGGGGGGGGGUUUGCUGUUUGCUUUCUGAACCACACAUUGACUUUGGGCAGCGGCAGAGCGGGGCUGGAGGUGGGGAAGGGGGGGGGGGGCCCCUUGGGGUGUUGAUUUUUGUACUCGGAGGGGGGGGCACAGAGUGGGAGCAUCUCUCCCCACAUUCUCCCUCUGCCCCACAGCUCCCGUUCAGGGCAGGGGCUCAGCUGAGCACGCACAACCCCGAGCUGCCCCAAAGCCGGGAGCCCACCCAGGACCCCGCUCUAUUAUGGGGGCACAGUCCCACCCCCCCACCCCGUCUCUGACUAUGGGGGGUCUGCCCCCCAAAUCCGAGCAGGGGGGAAGCAGGGCCAGAGCCCCCCCCCCCCGCCCCCCCGCCCUCCCGUGCUGUGCUGAUACGGGGCCGUCCUGCAGAGGGCUCUCAGCCCCACUGCUGCCCCAUGGGAGGAUUUGCCUUCGUCUUCUGCCCCUCUCACUGCCCGACCUCCCCCCAUCGAUCGGGCUGGGAAAGAAGGACGAGUGGGGAGGGGGGAGCUGAGGGUGGGGGGCACAGUGAUCCCCUCCCCCCCCCCCACCCCCCCGCUGUGGGUUCAGGACCUGAUCCCGUCCCACCGCCGUGGCCGCCUGCCCCGUCUCGCCCGUCAGGGACGUGUGACUUCACAGCAUAGCAAUGUAUCCUUACGCCAAUAAAGGGUUUCUGUGAUUCA
Molecule: messenger RNA, 4609 nt
Organism: Gallus gallus (chicken)
Lineage: Eukaryota; Metazoa; Chordata; Aves; Galliformes; Phasianidae
Gene: MAF1
Product: MAF1 homolog, negative regulator of RNA polymerase III
Exons: 8
Coding region: 930-1754 (274 amino acids)
Biological process (GO): negative regulation of transcription by RNA polymerase III
Cellular component (GO): nucleus
Molecular function (GO): RNA polymerase III core binding
Source: RefSeq, a predicted model, not a curated record